This is a messenger RNA of Mucor mucedo, 4323 nucleotides long. RefSeq lists its product as uncharacterized. The coding region runs from base 32 to 4273 and encodes 1413 amino acids. Lineage: Eukaryota; Fungi; Mucoromycota; Mucoromycetes; Mucorales; Mucoraceae. The transcript is spliced from 5 exons. The record is from RefSeq and is a predicted model, not a curated record.
AGUUUUUUUGCUACUAAUACAUCUAAAAAACAUGCCACUGGCAAAAAAUAAGAAUAAUGAGACGAUACUGAACACAACUUUUACCAGAUAUUUGUCACCAAAUAUAAGUACCUCGUGUUCAACACCAUCAUCCAACGGCGAUAGUUAUUUUACGCCAACACCCACACCUUCACGCAGUAAAAAUUCUCUGAUAAACCCCAUUCCAUCCACAUCAUGUAAAAGUGCAUUUUCUGUACAAUCAUUUCAUACAGCAACAGGAGAUUAUGAGGAAGAUGAUCACUUACUAGACGAUCCAGGAAUUGCUAAAAAGGCAUUUGAGUCAACGUUAUUUGUGGUGGAUGAGGAAGGCUCGUCAUCGAAUAAAAUAAAUAACACAAUCGGACAGCAGAAACAUUACUAUAGACCCAAAAUGGUCUCCACAAACUCCUCGUCAACAACGAAUGAUUUUGUGAUGGGAUAUCCCAAUGGUCUGUCAACCACCACUACAAAUAAUAGUAUGAUGAUUCACCCCACGUCAUUAUCACAUAGUUAUACCAGCAACAGUAUGUUCAACAAUUAUUUUUAUUAUGGCUCCUUGGGUAGUGCUGCAAUAUCAAGAUCCCCAUCCGGAUCAUACAUGAACGAAUAUUAUAAUGAAGAUUAUGGAGUUGUCCUGGAUGAUGGCACUUUACAAAAACGAUCUGUUUCAUUAUCUACUAUGCCGAUCUCAACUCCGCUGGAAUUUAAUAAAAAGAAAUUCAAAGGAAACUACAACCAUUUUUACUACCAAAAUAACGAAGAUGAUCCUAGUCAACACAAAUCAGCUAGUAGAAGCCAGGCAGAAGAAUUUUAUGCUCAUUUGUUAGAAGAGGAAAGGAGAGGACUUUUGCUAACGACUGUAACUUCCUCUGAUCCAAAAAUGAUUAUUCAAGAUCUUCAGCCCAAUGAUUAUGGCGAGACUAGCGAUGACAAUACAGACAAUCUCUCUAAUAGUAGGAAGAGAAGGAGGAAAUAUGAGCAACAUUCGCAAGAAAGAAAUUGCAUCUCUUCUAUUUUCAUUUCAAUUUUCAUGUGGAUAAAACGUCAUGUAUUCACCCUGUCCUACAAGCAAAAAAUGGUUCUAAAAUGCAGCUUUGCAUAUCUUUUGGGGUCUCUUUUUACAUUUGUUCCGGUUUUAAACCAAAUGCUCGGAACUGCAAGAUUGUCAAGUCAUGUAAUAGCAACCGUCACCGUAUUUUUUAACCCCUCAAAAACGGUAGGAGGUAUGGUUGAGGCAGCAGGGUAUGGUCUUCUUUAUACGGUUUGUGCUCUCUUGCUGUCUUUAUUAAGUAUGGUCAUUGCAAUUUAUUUGAGGUCCGAAGAGUAUUACGUUACAUCCUGCUGUGUUACACUUGGAUUUUGGUUAGCUGGUAGCACUUUUGCUCUAUCCUUCAUUAAGGCACACUAUAAUAAGCCUUCCAUAGGAACAGGUUGUGGUUUGUAUUUCAUGAUUAUAUUUCCAGUUCUCGUAAGAGAAGGUUCUGUUAUACCUUCUGAUUUCGAUCCGACUUAUAUUGAAGAAAUGUUUUCUAUCGUCACAAUUGGCACUGCUAUUUCCGCUUUUGUAUGUUGGUUUAUCUGGCCAAUGACAGCCACUAAAAAAUUAAAAACCGAUAUCAAUGAUACGUUGAUUGCUGUUCGGAUUUUAGUUAAGUUGCUUACAAAAACGUUUUUACUCGAUUCGGAUUUACCGGAAUUUACUGCCAACGAACAUUUACACACUGCGAUUAAUUCACAUCGCACUAGCUUCAUUUCUCUAAAAGCAUCCUUGGCUGAUGCUAAACGUGAAUACUACAAUCUGGAUAUAUGGAAGCAUGCUGAAGGAUAUGACUCAAUUGUUUCUAGUCUACAAAGGCUUGCACAACAUAUUGGAGGUCUUCGUAGUAGUUGUGGUUUACAAUUUGAAGUAAUGAAAGCCACAGAUAACAAAAAGAAAGGGUACGGAUCAAUUGAAACAAGCGAAGAGAACAUGCCAAAAAUUGUGAAAAAGAAAAAGGUAUACAACAUCAAGGCUGGUGAUCAGAGAAAGAGGAUGGAAUAUGAAUUGAAAAAGGAACAUCGGUCAACCGGAUCUUUACAUGGUUCUGAUGAGGAUGAUGUAGAAGAGGAAGACCAAAGUUUAAACGCCACAGAUAAAAAGCCUAAGGAUGGCUAUUAUCAUAUUGAACAAGAUCAAAACGAGAAUGAGGAAGGCGCACUGGUGCAAUUUAUAAAAACAGUAAGUCCGCCAAUGAAAUCGCUCGCUUAUACUUGCAAGCAAACAGUCGUCCAUUUGGAAUCUCGAUUUACAAGCUCGACUACGGAUAAGACACCUCCAUUCAAUUUGUUGAGACAAAACUUGGCGAUGGCAAUAUCACUUUUUGAAGAGUCUCAGCAACUCGCAUUAACUCGGAUGUAUCGUCGUAAAAUGAAGAGUGGCAAUAAGAAAAAGAGGAGAUCAGAACAAAGCUUGCCGAUUGAUCCCCAGGAGUUACAGUCACAUUUAAUGAAACAGUUUCCUGCUGAGGAUGUAUUUCUGGUUUACUUUUUUGUAUUUUGUCUACUGGAAUUUGCCAAAGAGCUUAUGGUGUUAGUAGAAUGUGUAAAAUCCGUAUAUGAGUAUGAUGAAGAGCAACGAAACAAAGGCGGCAUUUGGACAUGGAUCAAAAGAUAUUUAAUUUCACCAUUCUGGUGUUUGUGCUGUUGCUUCUAUACCAAACCUUAUUAUCCAAAAGAAAAUGGCGAAGAGAAUAUCAUAAACAAUGACAAGCCAACUACACCAGUUAUUACGAAAAAAAGCUCUAUUGAUUCUUUUGUACCUAAUAACAAUAACACAUUCAACACACUCCAUACACCCAAACCCAAGACUAAAAUUAGAAGGUUCUUCUUAAGUCUUUGGGGUUUUUUCUCCUGGUUCAGAACACACACAGUUCGAUAUGCACUGAAAUCGACGCUGAUUGCAUUAGCUAUUACUGUGAUGGCAUUUAUACCAGCAACUAGAGAGUAUUUUCUGGCUUGGAAGAUGGACUGGACUUUAAUUACAGUUAUGGCUGUUAUGUCGCCUACAGUGGGCGGAACAAAUCAAGUAGCAGUUUUGCGUGUCCUCGCCACAAUGCUAGGAUCUAUUAUUGCGGUUCUUUUCUACUUGUUCUUACCUCACCAAGGUCCGCUUUUACUAUUUAUGUCAUGGGCGUUCUCUAUCCCUUGUUUUUGGAUGAUUUUGAAUCAUAAACAUGGUAGAUUUGGUAUGUUCUCUUUAUUGUCAUACAACCUGGUCGUCCCUUUUAUGUAUAAUCAUAUCAACGAGGACGUAGUCAUUGAUGUUGUUGAGCUAGCUUUUAUGAGGUGUGCAACUGUUUCUGCUGGUGUAUUAAUUGGACUUGUUGUUACUGCAUAUAUUUGGCCUUUCGAAGCAAGAAAAGAAAUGCGUAAAGGAUUAUCGGAUUUGCUUAUUAGACUUUCAUGGCUUUAUAAACAACUAGUAUCUGAAUAUUCAGAAUAUAACAACCCACCAAUAAGUGAAACUCGUGAUACUCAAGAAAACAACUACAGUCACAUGGUGAAAAGAGUUAUUUCCAAUACAAAAGUGGAAGAGGCUCCAAAUAGAAUAGUCACAUCAGUUGAAGAACUUGAAGCCUUGGCAAGACGAAAUGAAGCACGAUCAAUUCAAUUUCAGCAUGUGGAACUCGAGUUACAGGUUACUCUGGUUGAACUGCAGGGAUUAUUGGUGUAUGCUCCGGAUGAGCCACGUCUUAAGGGUCCGUUCCCGGCAAAAACAUAUGAAGCCAUGUUAACAUCGUGUCAAAAUAUUUUGGACAAAUUUUUAUCGAUUCGUAUUGUAAUUUUAAAGGAUGUGUGGGCAACACAAGUAAGAAGAGACCUAAUGUUGCCCGCAAGUCGAGAAUUGAUGGAGAUGGCGGGAAGCGUUUUACUUUAUUUCUAUCUAUUGGCUUCUGCUUUGCAACUGAAGACACCCUUACCGCCUUAUUUACCACCUGCAGAAAAAACGAGAGAACUAUUGAUGAUAAAAUUACAACAGCUACCCAAAAUCACAGCAGAUUUAAAAAAGAACAACAACGUUGCAAACGGUGACGCUGUAAAAGAUGAGUGCUACAUGGUAUACUACGCGUAUGUAAUUAUGAUGGAAAGUAUUAUCAUCGAAUUGGAAAAUUUGGGUCAAGAAAUGAAAAAACUCUUUGGAUCUUUGGUCCCUGAUGACCAAUGGGCGAGAUGUUUUGGUUUAGAUUUAGAAAAUAAUACACUGCAUAAUAGAUGAUUACAAUUUUAAUAAAAAAUAACUAGGUCUUUUUCUUAAUUUUAUAUAUU